CGACGUUUGUUUUCAGUUUUCAAAGAGAAUUUUUACGAAGCAAUUUCAUCAUAAUUCCAGAGAAAAACUAAGAAAAUACCGUGAAAAACAUUUAUUAUUCGUUAAAGAAAUCUUCAAGAACAAUCAGUGAUUGUGUGUGAUAAGAAAAUUAUCCAAAGAAGGUUUUCCGGAAAAAUGGAUUCAACGCUGACUGCGAAGGAAAUCCGGCAGAAGUUCCUGGACUUCUUUGCUGAGAAGGAGCACAUCUAUGUCCAUUCAUCCUCAACCAUUCCCAUGGAUGAUCCAACACUGCUCUUUGCCAAUGCGGGAAUGAAUCAAUUCAAGCCAAUCUUCCUGGGUACGGCGAAUCCCAAGAGUGACAUGGCCAUCUGGAAGCGUGUGGCCAAUACGCAGAAAUGCAUCCGUGCCGGUGGGAAGCACAAUGAUCUCGAUGAUGUGGGGAAGGAUGUGUACCAUCACACAUUCUUCGAGAUGCUCGGCAAUUGGUCCUUUGGGGACUACUUCAAGCGCGAGAUCUGCACAUGGGCAUGGGAAUUCCUCACGAAGCGCCUCGGCCUACCCAGUGAGCGUCUCUAUGUGACAUACUUCGGAGGGGAUGCCGCUUCAGGGCUCGAACCGGAUCUUGAGUGCAAAGAAAUCUGGCGUGAGCUGGGUGUACGCGAAGAGCACAUCCUUCCGGGAAGUAUGAAGGACAAUUUCUGGGAAAUGGGUGAAACUGGCCCGUGUGGCCCAUGCUCUGAGCUCCACUUUGAUCGUAUUGGUGGUCGCAGUGUGCCGGAACUCGUAAAUAUGGACGAUCCGGAUGUGCUGGAGAUUUGGAAUCUUGUCUUCAUCCAAUUCAACCGCGAAGCCGAUGCUACGCUGAAGCUUCUGCCGAAGAAACACAUUGACUGCGGGAUGGGUUUUGAGCGUCUCGUCAGUGUUAUCCAGGGGAAACGCUCCAACUACGAUACAGACAUCUUUGUGCCCAUCUUCGAUGCCAUCCAAGCUGCCACGGGAGCUCCCAAGUAUCAGGGUCGUGUUGGAGCUGAAGAUGUCGAUGGCGUGGACAUGGCCUACCGCGUUCUAGCUGAUCAUGCCCGCACCAUAACCAUUGCCCUGUCAGACGGUGGCUGCCCCGACAAUACAGGUCGUGGGUAUGUCCUACGACGUAUCCUCCGACGUGCUGUUCGUUUCGCAACAGAAAAGCUCAAUGCACGUCCGGGAAUGUUCGCUGGGCUCGUUGAGACAGUUGUGCAGCUUCUCGGGGAUACCUUCCCGGAAAUUGCCAACAACCCGCAACGUAUUGUGGACAUAAUCAACGAGGAGGAGCAACAAUUCCUCAAGACACUCGUCCGUGGAAGGAAUCUCCUCAAUCGCACCAUUGCCAAGCUGGGAGAUGCUAAAAUUGUUCCGGGAGACGUUGCAUGGCGUCUCUAUGACACUUUUGGCUUUCCCGUUGAUCUCACGCAUCUCAUGGCUGAGGAGAAGGGACUCUCCAUCGACAUGGAGGCGUACGAGGUGGCCAAGGAACGUGCCCAUGUGAUGUCCCAGGGGAAGGAGGCUUCCAAGGAGAAUGUCAUCACACUGGAUGUGCAUGCGCUGUCAGAGCUGGAAUCCCGGGGAGUGCCCACAACGGAUGAUUCCUACAAAUACAAAUACGAACGGAAUCCCGCCAAUGAGGGUGAGUACAUCUUCCAUCCGUGCCCAAAUGCAACAAUCCUGGCCAUUCGUCGUGGUCAGGAAUUGGUGGAGGAAGUCCAGGCGGGUGAAACAGCUGGCUUGGUGCUGGACAAAACCUACUUCUACGCGGAAUCCGGUGGGCAGAUUUACGAUCAUGGGGUGCUGACAAAGGUGGGCAGCGAUGAGGGGGAGUUGUUUGUUGAGAAAGUCUUCAAUCAAGGUGGCUACAUCCUGCACAUUGGCAAAGUUGAGGGAACCCUGAGAGUUGGGGAUACAGUUCAGUUGCAAAUUGAUGAAAUUCGUCGGCGUCUCACGAUGAAUAAUCAUUCAGCCACGCAUGCCCUCAAUCAUGCCCUAAUCCGUGUCCUGGGUGGGGUUGUGAAUCAAAAGGGAUCCCUUGUGGUGCCUGAGAAGCUGCGAUUUGACUUCAAUUUGGAUUCUGGGCUCACGGCGGAACAUGUUCAGGCCAUUGAGGACAUUGUGAAUGACUACUCACGCCGGAAUGUUCGGAUCUAUGCGAAGGAAGCAAGCCUGGCACUGGCUAAAACCAUCCAAGGACUCCGUUCGGUGUUUGAUGAGGUCUAUCCUGACCCCGUGAGGGUUAUCUCCUUCGAGGUACCCGUGGAUGAGCUGGAAAAAGAUCCCGGAAGUGGAGCUGGAUUGAAGACUUCCGUGGAAUUCUGCGGUGGCACACAUCUUCACUGGGCUGGGCACAUUGGGCAUUUUGUUGUGGUAACAGAGGAAUCCAUUGCUCGUGGUAUUCGUCGUAUUGUCGCCCUGACGGGCCCUGAAGCCGAUAAUGCCCUCAAUCGUGCCCGGAUCUUUGCUGAGCGUGCCGAUGCCCUCAAGAAGCUCACGGAUUCCGAGACAAAUCUCUCGGGGACGCUGAAGAAAAUUGCCCAACUGCAGGAGAAUGUUGCCCAAGCUGUCAUCCCGUACGUGCGGAAGCAGGAGCUACGGAAUGCCCUGAAUCAACUCACGAAGACCGUGAUUGAGAAGCGGAAGCGCCUGCAGAAGGAAACAGUGACAAAGUGCCUGGAGGAUUUGGCAAAUCUCAGUGAGAACCUCCCGAAUGAUGCAAAAUUCGUCGUUGUGCAGCUGGAUGUGGGUGAACAUGAGAUCUCUAUUCCCAAGGAUAUUCUGGGGAAGGAACAGGCGAAGCUCACUGCCCUACCGCGCCUCUAUCUCACGCUGGAACCGGAAACGGGGAAAGUCAAUGCAAUGGCGGUGGUGCCGAAUAAGGGGGCUGGUCCCCUAAAGGCCAAUGAAUGGGUUACGCACGUUACGGGAGUCUUUGGGGGGCGCGCCGGAGGGACUCCUGAACGUGCUCAGGGUAUUUUCCUGGCCAAAAUCAGUGAUGUCAUUCAAACGGCCGAGGAAUUUGCCACGAAGAAGCUCAACUAAGGGCAACAGGAGUAAAGUUUGAGAUUCAAUAAAAGCACGCAGAAAAAGAGAUAAA
This is a messenger RNA of Lutzomyia longipalpis, 3121 nucleotides long. RefSeq names its product alanine--tRNA ligase, cytoplasmic (gene AlaRS). The record is from RefSeq and is a predicted model, not a curated record. Gene Ontology annotation, cellular component: mitochondrion; cytoplasm. Bases 175 to 3066 code for a protein of 963 amino acids. The transcript is spliced from 4 exons. Gene Ontology annotation, biological process: alanyl-tRNA aminoacylation; tRNA modification. NCBI's taxonomy places the organism in Eukaryota, Metazoa, Arthropoda, Insecta, Diptera, Psychodidae. Gene Ontology annotation, molecular function: aminoacyl-tRNA deacylase activity; amino acid binding; nucleic acid binding.